CCAUUAAAUUGCUCAGUUUUCAAACCUGUCAAGCCAAAUAUAGUCUAGUACUUCUUAUAUAGUGGUUUGUGUCUGUCUAGUUGUAUAUCAAAAAGCAUUGUAAGUGAAAUUCAAUAAAAGAAGAAGAUGGCGAUGAUGAAAAGGCAGAUGGGUUUUGUGUCGUUUUUGGUGGUGUUUGUCGUUUUGAGCAGUAGUAGGGUGGAGUCGGAGGUGUCAAUGCAAGAGAAGUGCGGCAGUGACUUUCAAAAGCUGGCAGUUUGCCUGAGCUACGCGACGGGGAAGGCGGUGACUCCGACGAAGGACUGUUGUGAAUCGGUGAAGGGUAUAAAAGACAGUGAGCCAGAGUGCUUGUGCUUCAUUAUGCAGCAAACUCAUAAUGGAAACGACAAGAUUAAGAGCAUGGGUAUUCAGGAGACUAAGCUUAUUCAGUUACCAACUACUUGUGCCUUGAAAAACGCUAGCCUUGCUGAAUGUCCCAAGCUUCUAGGCUUAGCCGCUAACUCCCCAGACGCUGCCAUAUUCACAAAUGCCACAGCCGCAGCACCGGGGACUUCCUCGACACCAGCUACAACGGGAACAGGAACAUCCCAAACGCAGACAGCUACCGGCGGCACCUCUAGCCCAACUACACUUGGACCCUGCUUUGCUGCUCUUCUAGCAGUGGCUAUGGCCAUUGUCUUUGCGAAAUGAGAGCUUGAGCCUCAGAGGAUGAACUAGGUUGUCAUUGGCAAGGGCUUCAUGGCUGUUUUAGCUUUUUAUUAGCUAACGGUUUAGGACAUCAUCAAUCAAAAAUUAAUUGUCGUUGGCUUUGUGUUUGUUUUCGUAGACUGUCGUUUGUAGUUGUACCAAUAACGUUGUGUACUCCCACGUGUGUCGUUAUUGCUAAACUUCUCAUUUACCUUUUCA
Humulus lupulus (European hop) is the source of this 906-nucleotide messenger RNA. RefSeq names its product non-specific lipid transfer protein GPI-anchored 1. Lineage: Eukaryota; Viridiplantae; Streptophyta; Magnoliopsida; Rosales; Cannabaceae. The record is from RefSeq and is a predicted model, not a curated record. Bases 127 to 690 code for a protein of 187 amino acids. The transcript is spliced from 2 exons.